Chinchilla lanigera (long-tailed chinchilla) is the source of this 1409-nucleotide messenger RNA. RefSeq names its product Rab9 effector protein with kelch motifs (gene Rabepk). The record is from RefSeq and is a predicted model, not a curated record. Gene Ontology annotation, molecular function: protein binding. NCBI's taxonomy places the organism in Eukaryota, Metazoa, Chordata, Mammalia, Rodentia, Chinchillidae. The coding region runs from base 265 to 1380 and encodes 371 amino acids. The transcript is spliced from 8 exons.
GGUCUCGGGUAGGUGGUGGACCUGGGGAGGGUCCGCUGCGUCCUUUAGGGGACGGAGCCCGAGCCAUCUGGAAAGGGCUGCGUCCUUGAUCUCUGGUCCUGCCGCAUUGCCCGAAAACGAGCAGCCAUUGCUCUCCUGACCCUGUCUGCCGUCUCCAAGAGCUGCCACGCGCGGAUGGGGCGCCCGGAGGACUGGAGUGCAGGGGAUUCCCGUCCACACGAAGCCUCUGGGGACAGCAGUCAGUGACCUAGGACGCGGGACACCAUGAAGCAGCUGCCUGUCUUGGAGCCUGGAGACAAGCCCAGGAAAGCAACAUGGUACACCUUGACUGCCCCUGGAGACAGCCCGUGUGCUCGAGUUGGCCACAGCUGCUCAUAUUUACCUCCAGUUGGCGACACUGAGAGAGGGAAGAUCUUCAUUGUCGGGGGAGCAAAUCCAAACCAAAGCUUCUCAGAUGUGCACACCAUGGAUCUGGGAACACACCGGUGGGACUUGGCUACCCAGGAGGGCCUCUUGCCCCGCUAUGAACAUGCCAGCUUUGUUCCCUCCUGCACACCUGGCAGCAUCUGGGUAUUUGGAGGAGCUGACCAAUCAGGAAACCGAAACUGUCUACAAGUCCUGAAUCCGGAAACUAAGACGUGGACCACACCAGAAGUGACCAGCUCUCCACCAUCCCCAAGAACAUUCCACACAUCAGCAGCAGCCAUUGGAAACCAGCUCUACGUCUUCGGAGGUGGAGAGAGAGGUGCUCAGCCCGUGCAGGAUGAGAAGCUACAUGUGUUUGAUGCAAACACGCAGACCUGGUCACAGCCAGAGACACUUGGAAAUCCUCCAUCUCCCCGGCAUGGUCAUGUGAUGGUGGCAACAGGGACAAAGCUCUUUAUCCACGGAGGCCUCGCGGGGGACACAUUCUUUGAUGACCUCCAUUGCAUUGACAUAAGUGACAUGAGGUGGCAGCAGCUCAGUCCCACGGGUGCUACUCCAGCAGGCUGUGCUGCUCACUCAGCCGUGGCUGUGGGAAAACAUGUGUAUGUCUUUGGAGGGAUGACUCCCACCGGGGCACUGGACACCAUGUACCGUUAUCACACAGAAAAACAGCAUUGGACCUUACUUACAUUUGAUACUUUUCUACCCCCUGGACGACUGGACCACUCCAUGUGUAUCAUUCCAUGGCCAGUGACAUCUACUGCUGAGAAAGACUCAGAAUUAGUCACACUGAACUGUGAGGCUGAGGAAGGAGAUUCUGUUGACAAAGAAGUGACCCAGAGGGGUGACUUACAUGAGGAAUGUCAGACUGACACUCUGCUCUGCUUCGUGUUUGGGGGAAUGAAUACAGAAGGGGAGAUCUAUGAUGACUGUAUUGUGACUGUAGUUGACUAAUAAAAGCCACUUACUUUCAUCAAAGUGAA